This is a messenger RNA of Alnus glutinosa, 867 nucleotides long. RefSeq lists its product as uncharacterized. NCBI's taxonomy places the organism in Eukaryota, Viridiplantae, Streptophyta, Magnoliopsida, Fagales, Betulaceae. The coding region runs from base 1 to 867 and encodes 288 amino acids. The transcript has 4 exons. Gene Ontology annotation, molecular function: protein binding. The record is from RefSeq and is a predicted model, not a curated record.
AUGGCAAGUGAUUUGAGUCCAUUUUCAGGGCUGAAGAAGCCUUAUCAGGCCGCCCUGAAUGCAGACUGGGACGCCAUGAAGAGCUUCUACGACAAACACCCUGAGCGUGUCGUUCGUCCUCUGACGAUCGACGGGCUCACUGCGCUUCAUAUUGCAGGAUAUAAUAGUGAAGGAACGGAACUGCUUCAGCAUUUGCUUGGUCUCCUACCAUCCUCCGAGAUAUCGCUUGCUAUAUCUAAGAAGAGCGAUCACAAUAACAACGUUUUUCACGAGGUCGCCUCCACCAACAAUGUUGCAUCUGCAAAACUCUUGAUUAGUAAGCUCUCUGAAAACAAUUUGCCCGAUCUGAAAAACAUACUCGAGGAUCGUAAUCAAAUUGGUGAAACCCCGCUGUUUAGGGCCGCUGCCCUUGGUCAGAUACAGAUGGCCAAAUUUUUGGCUAAAUUAGUUGGGGAUACAAGUCCUCACUUCCAUAGACAUGACAGCAUGUCUAUUCUCCAUGCUGCUGUGCUAGGCCAACACUUUGAAACCGCCAUUUGGUUACUCGGAAAGGACGAGACACUUGGAACAAGAAAGGAAAUCAAUGGCUUGACAUGUCUUCACCUACUAGCGAAAAUGCCAUCUGCUUUUAGGAGUUCAUGCAACAUGGGAAUAGUGAAGAGACUCCUCUAUUAUUGCCUUCCUGCCGAUCUGGAUGAUGAUGAUGAUGAUGAUGAUGAUGAUGUUCAAAACACAUCAAGUCAAAUGGAAGAUUUGGAGAUAGGCCGCCAGGAUAGCAGUAGCCUACAUCAAUCGAACAAACAUUCAUCAGCAAUUUCAAGAAUAUACUGUGCAAUGUGGAGGGGCCUUGCUAAAGGUGCGACCUGA